This is a messenger RNA of Pimephales promelas (fathead minnow), 1800 nucleotides long. RefSeq names its product pdgfa associated protein 1a (gene pdap1a). NCBI's taxonomy places the organism in Eukaryota, Metazoa, Chordata, Actinopteri, Cypriniformes, Leuciscidae. The record is from RefSeq and is a predicted model, not a curated record.
UUGACGUCAUUCACAGGAAGCGGCAGAAUAGUGCAUUCAGCGGUACUAAUUUGAGUCGACGAGGUUGCGUCAUAUUUAACUUUAAAAUAGCCAUUUUGUAGAAGUUUAUAGAACAUAUUAAACUUAUUCAAUUCUGAAGGGUACAUUUAAUAUUACGACCAGAUAUAACAUUUUUCCUUUGAGUGUUUUCAUCGUCACAGAGUGAUUCCACGAUGCCGAGAGGAGGCAGAAAGAGCCAUAAGGGCCGUGGGAAGCAGUUCAGCAACCCUGAGGAGAUUGAUCGGCAGAUGAAAGCUCAGAGGGAACUGGAGGCGAAAGAAGGGGCUGACCGUGAAAGUUCAGAAUCUGAGGAGGAGAGCAGCAGUGACGAUGAAGAACCUAAAAGGAAAGGUGUAGAAGGAAUAAUUGAAAUCGAAAACCCGAACAGGAUCUCCCAGAAAAGCAAGAAGAUUGUGGAAGUAGAUGUCAAUGCACCUAAAGAGCUUUCGCGUCGAGAAAGGGAGGAGAUUGAGAAGCAGAAGGCUAAGGAGCGAUACAUGAAGCUGCAUCUUGAGGGUAAGACAGACCAGGCUAGGGCAGACCUUGCCAGGCUGGCUAUUAUCAAAAAACAGAGGGAGGAUGCUGCAAAAAAGCGAGAAGAUCUAAGGAAAGAAAAAGAAGCAGAAGAGGCAAAGUCGAAACGCUAGCCCGAGCAUCAUCAUACAGGACGGGGCUUUUCUGGGGAGGGAAGGGGGAGGGAAGGGGACUAGUUGUUUAGAGAAAACAGCUCAGGGGUAUCCAUACUUGUCAUCCUUCCAUCUAUUCAAGGUUGGAGGGGCAUUUGGACAUUUAUAGGAAGUCAAAUGGGAGGUGGUGUUGGAGUUUGUUGGGUUAUUAUUAAUUUUCAAAACCACCAAACUUCACUCACUUUAUCCCUCCCCUGACAUAUUCACUGUGCUCGGACUCUAAAGCUGCUGGAGUUUACACUCAAUUUCUACAUUUCUCUGAUGUUAUCACCAUUACGUUCGAUUGGGAUGUUCUGGCAAAGUGAGGCAGGGGAUGCUGGUGUACUUGCGUGAGAUGUUUUCUGAUGGGGAAGAAGCAUGCUGUAGUGUGUUUAACAGUCAAACACUAAAUAGACAUUUAGUCUUUUUAUGCAUCGAAUGACAUCAGCCCAUUUACUGUCUUUAAUUUUGUCCACCUUUGUGGCCUCAUUCUGUUUAAGUUCCAAACAAUGCAGCUCUAGUCAUUUAAAGGUUAAUGAGUGGGUAUAUUUGGUGUAAUCAGGACAUUCUUGGUCAUAAUGCUGCAGCAAUUCUUAUUUAAAAUGUUAAUGUUUUUAAUUACUUAAACACAAUAAUAUAGUCUUGGAACAAGGUGGCACUAUCAACAGGACAGUAUUAAUGUAACUGCUUCAGCACUGCUGACUGAGCUGAUUCAUGUCUCCGCAACACCUCAGCACAUCAACUUCGAUAAUACCCCUUUACUCAGGGUUUUGCAUUUCUCUUGAAGUGGGACCCUUGUUUUUUGUCACUACCAGACCCACUGGUGUGUCCCCAUAAUAUUUUGAGUUUAUGCUUUAGCCCGCUGCUGGGACCCGACUUGCCUUGACUGUUUAAGGAAAGCAAUAUUACCUAGAUAAUGCUGAUGGUGUAACUUCUUUUUUUUUCAGCUCUUAAACACAAUUAUUUACAGUGUUUUAACGUUUGUAAUGCAUUCAUCAGUACCGAAAUAUGUGUGUACUUGGGGUAUUAAAUUGAAAUGAGUGGAAUUCCUUAUUUGAAAUUUUGUUGUAUACAAAUAAAUGAAUUGGUAAAUAAA